UUGCCAUCUCUCUUAUCCUCUCCCGCACUCUAUUUCGCUCCAUAUCUCUCCCACGUCAACAUUAUUAUUAACAAUCUAGCUCGACGAUAAAGACCAGCUAUGCUGGCCUCCUUCUCAUCGCUUCUCCCAUCCGGUAUUGGCUUCGGUGGGAAUAAGGACGAGCGUGAGCGCGAGAGACAGGACAAAGAACGUGAAAGGGAGCGCGCCACCGAGGAGGAAACUCCGCGCCCAAAUGACAACGAUGGUAAGCUGAAAGACAAUGCUGUCGACGAGCAAGGUGUCAAGAAGAAGCGGGAGCGUAAUCCGAACGAGACGUUCAUCGUCGUGCGACCGCCGCCGUCGGUGUCAAAUCAUCCGCUCAAUUUACAGCUUCAGCUAGUCCCACCUCAAGCGAAGGAGCGAUCCGUCUCUGGAACAUCUUCCGCUUCCGGUCUGUCGAACAUGUCAAAUCGUGCUUCUGUAGACUACUCUGCUCAAGCGCCCGAAGAAGGCGGUGAGACGCUCUCACGCGCCGAAUCAUUGCACUCAAGCAGUUCCAAUCUGACCUCAUUCUACGCGUCAUCCUCGUCGGUGUCUAUGUCUUCAAUCGCGUCGUCUGCCUCCACGACCUCGGCCGGAGGUGGCCGCCGCAUGAUUGUGCCACUGUAUAAUCUUAGCGCGCAUAAUGUUAUGACUAACACUGUACUUGACGCCGGUACCGACGCAAAGGUCGCAAAGUUUCACAAACGAAGUAUGGAGGUACUUGGACUCGCCAUUCUCGAAUGUGUCGAGGUCUGGCCGAGCUACGGGCGCAGGGGGACGGGCCAUAUCGCGUUCCUGAGCGCAUCAAAUGGAGCAAACGCCGGCGCUGCCGCUGGUACACUUGACGCCGAACCUCAGGCCGUGACGCCAACUUCCUCGGCAAUCUCGCUCUCUUCAGCGGGUUCGCACCCGCCACAUGUGCAUACAACACCUACGCAGGCGACGUCGAAGGCAGCGACGUCAUCCAGUUACACAUCUCGAGGCAGCGUCACGCCGACGCCGUCACAAUCUGGCGCCAAGCGUAUUUUUGGCAAGAUAUUCAAGAAACGGGAUGGUCAAGGCACAGAUAUUGCCGAAUCCGGCGGAUCACAUUCGCGAAGCGGUUCCGUGACAAUUGACAUCCGAGGUCUGGUGGUUGCGUCGCCUCCUGGCAGCGAAUCCGGUCACGGGUCGGGCUUUAGUCCUGUUGGUGCAAGUAAGCGUCGGUCACUCAACGCGUCCUCUCCGACGCCAUCGCACUUCACUAUACCGCCAGUUCCGGGUCAACCAUCAGGCACCCAACCGUUCUUACAGCCGGCAAUUCUCGGCAUACAGCCGACCCUAUCUGCACCAUCACACCCCCCUGCUGGUCGUCCAACACGAUACGUGUGGAUAGUGCGGAAAUGGCUCAAAGGAUCUGAAGGCGGGCUGCUCGGCGGUGUCAUGCGCGGCGUGGGUAUGGUGGGUGCUGGCAUUGGCAUGUCCGGCUUGGCCGAACGCGCUGGCGGAGGCAUUCCAGGUUCAUCUAUGGGUUCCAGUGGGAAUGGAAUCGAUGCAGGCGUGGAAGUGCGAUUUGAGUGGGUUCGGGGGCAAUCGAAGAGCCAGGAAAAAGGAAGACGACGUAAGAGCGCUGGGCAAGCGGCCCUCGGGAAGCGCGGUAGUACGAAUUUCUCGCAGGAGGAAGGCGGCGCCUCGCGUUCCCGAAGAAGUCUUGCGACUGAAGUGCCUGGUGGACGUCAAGAGAAAAGUAGAAGUCGUGCUCGAAAGGCAGAUGCAGCGUCCGGGGCUGGACCUACAACACCCCGUAUGUCUGGUGAAUCAAAACGAUCGGUUGAGCAGGCUUCGCGUGAUUCGCGGACGAACUCGUUAACUAGUGCGAGUUUGUCCGAAGAGGCGCAGGCUGCACUACGAGGAAGUGCUAUAGAAGAGGACGAUGGAGAGGAGAGCGACCCUGAAGAUUCGGAAACACCUUGGUCGUGCACGGUCGUUGUGUCAAGCAUGCCCUCCAAUCCCUCGAAAUUAUGGGAAUAUGAGCCUGUUGAAUUACAUCAUCCUCUUGGAAAAGAACACUCCCGACGCUCUCAAAUCAGUAGCACAUAUGAAGGAUCUUCCUCUGCCGGGACUGCGACCGCGGUUCCUCCUACUUCUACUUCAAGUGACGCGCAAAUUCCGCCUCCGCCACCGCCAAAAUCCCGACCAGAUGCACCGGGAACGCUUCUCAGGCUCAAAGUCGGUGCGCUCUCGCCAGCACCGCACCACCCCAAAGUCGUCGCACAACUCAAGGUACCCUACCCACUACCUGAUAUCGAAGUUGCACGUGCGCGACUUCGACGGAGGGUUCUUACACCCGCUGGAGUUGCUCGGCCUGUCUCAUCGCGUCCUGGGACGUCUGGAGCUGGUGGUGGUGAUCGGGACGAACGAGAUCGCCCGCGAACGCGGAGUAUGUUCGGCGGUAAUGGUGGGAGUAAUGGGGGAGGAGGAGGGCCUGAUGAUGAAGGUUUGAUAUUAACUGCGGAAGAGAUUAAGGACGUGCUUAGUUGUACGGCGUUUUGGAUUGUCGUACGGGAGGGAUUUGGGGGUGUUGGGAAGGUUAAUCGGAAGGGUGAUGGGUGGCGAAUUCGAGGGUGAUAGUAUGGAUUUCCUGGAAUACUCUUUUUCCCUAUCUAUAUGGGCUCCUUCCUUGGAAAAGUUCACCAUGUUUUGGGUCUUUUUGGUCUCCUCCUAUUACGUAUGCAUGUAACGAUGUAUUACUUUUCUUUUCUUUUUGUCUUGGUAUAUCGUAUACUGUGUUACAAGUGCACAUCUUACUUUACGACCCUUCAUGACCCCCAUUGUUUCGUUUUAAAUGUUUAUCCCGUUCUCGUUCGUCUAUUAUCUCUAUACAUAACCUCACCUCGAACGGAAUGGGAUAUGACAUCUCUCUCCUUGUUCUCUUUCCUUUCUAGCUCGUCAUCUUGGUAUCUGUAUGGGAACUUAAUUACUGGAAUAUAAUCAAUCUUGC
This is a messenger RNA of Fomitiporia mediterranea MF3/22, 3001 nucleotides long. RefSeq lists its product as uncharacterized. The record is from RefSeq and is a predicted model, not a curated record. The transcript has 3 exons. Bases 100 to 2628 code for a protein of 842 amino acids. NCBI's taxonomy places the organism in Eukaryota, Fungi, Basidiomycota, Agaricomycetes, Hymenochaetales, Hymenochaetaceae.